Molecule: messenger RNA, 1270 nt
Organism: Tripterygium wilfordii
Lineage: Eukaryota; Viridiplantae; Streptophyta; Magnoliopsida; Celastrales; Celastraceae
Product: peroxidase A2-like
Exons: 4
Coding region: 16-1086 (356 amino acids)
Biological process (GO): response to oxidative stress; hydrogen peroxide catabolic process
Molecular function (GO): heme binding; peroxidase activity
Source: RefSeq, a predicted model, not a curated record
GAACACCACAAAUUAAUGAGGUAUAUGCCAAAAAGACUGAAAAUGCCCUGUUUUCACAAUAUACUUCUCAUGGUUGUACUGAGUGGAUUCUUGCUGGGCGGAUCCUUCUCCUACGCCCAGCUGAGUCCUACAUUUUACGACGAAACUUGCCCGAACGUGACCACCAUAAUACGCGACAUCAUUGAGGACGCAUUAGAGUCCGAUCCCCGGAUCGGUGCCAGCCUCAUUAGGCUUCAUUUCCACGACUGCUUUGUUCAAGGCUGUGAUGCAUCAAUUUUGUUGGACAACAAUGCCACUUUGGGGAUAGUGAGUGAGAAGGAAGCAGGUCCAAAUAAUAACUCCGCGAGGGGUUAUGAUGUUGUUGAUGCCAUGAAGACCGCGCUGGAAACGGCUUGUCCCGGCGUUGUUUCGUGCGCUGAUAUUCUCACUGUUGCUGCCGAAGAAUCUGUUGACUUGGCAGGAGGACCAUCGUGGACAGUUUUGUUAGGAAGAAGAGACAGCACAACAGCAAAUAGAGCAUUAGCCAAUACUGCCCUUCCAGGUCCAACACAACCCGUUGACGUACUCAAACAGAGGUUCUCAGAUGUCGGCCUUAACACUACCGUCGAUUUGGUUGCUCUCUCUGGUGCUCAUACAUUUGGAAGGUCACAAUGUAGCAGUUUCAUAGGCAGAUUAUACAAUUUCAGUGGCACUGGCAGUCCUGACCCAACAUUGAACGCAACUUACCUUCAAACACUGCAACAGCUUUGCCCUCAAAGCGGAAACCUCAGUGUUUUGGCUGAUCUAGACCCGACCACGCCUAAUGCUUUCGACAAUAAUUACUUCUCCAAUCUUUUAGUUAAUCAAGGACUUCUUCAGAGUGAUCAAGAGCUAUUCUCUACAAAUGGGUCUGACACGAUUGACAUUGUUAGGAACUUCAGUGCUAAUUCAAGUGCUUUCUUUGAAGCCUUUGUGGUGUCCAUGAUUAGAAUGGGGAAUAUCAGCGUAUUGACAGGGACAGAAGGAGAGAUUAGAUUGAACUGCAGCAAAAUCAAUGAUAAUUCGCUUCGAUCAAGUGGUGAUGGUGCUCUGGUUAGCUCAAUUUGAGUUGGGAAGAAAAAGACUAAUAACAUGGUUUUAAAUAAGCUUUGUGUACGUAUCAUCUAUCACCAUUAUUAGUCAACCGUAAGAGCUUGUGUUUUGUAUGAUCUCGUUUGUUUGAUGAAUCAUGUAAUAAACUUUGCUUUAUUUACUAAAACAUGAUAUGAAACUGAAAAUGGAAAUCGAAACA